Molecule: messenger RNA, 1116 nt
Organism: Spodoptera littoralis (African cotton leafworm)
Lineage: Eukaryota; Metazoa; Arthropoda; Insecta; Lepidoptera; Noctuidae
Source: the annotation of a GenBank genome assembly
AUGGCUGCGCUUAGAGUAUUCAGUCGUAAUUUACCGUAUUUACGACAGCAAUUUUCCGCUUUACUAGGAAACACGUCGCCAUCGGUGAAAUUUAUUUGUGUAGUAGUUAUUAUAGGGUACAUUCUAUCGUUUUCCGACGAUGUUGUGGACGUUCUCAGUGUCACUCCAGGGUAUUUGUUGCCUCCUUCUUUCCAACUGUGGUCUACUUUCACGUUUUGGUUUCUUGAAAUACAUUUGUGGGAGGUGAUCAUUGAUAUUGUGACAGUGGGACUAUGUGGGAAACUAAUUGAACCGUUAUGGGGUCAGGUGGAAAUGAUGAAGUUUUUCUUUCUGACCAAUGUUGGUGUUGCAUUUCUAACAACGUUCUACUAUCUAGUGAUAUUUGCGUGUACAGGACAAACGUCCUACUUGUUUGAUAUUCAUGUCCAUGGGCUAGCGGGUUACCUGGCUGCGGUGAGUGUUGCCGUGAAGCAGAUAAUGCCAGAUCAUCUGCUGAUAAAAACACCAUUAGGGAAAUUAACAAACAGAUCAUUGCCCCUCCUGAUUUUAAUAGCAGCUAUAAUUCUCUGGGCUAUUGGAGCUUUGGAGGGCACAUACCCUUGUAUGUGGGGCAGUGGCACUAUACUGUCCUGGAUUUACCUGAGGUUCUGGCAGAGGCAUAGCAGUGGCACAAGAGGAGACAUGGCUGAUAAUUUCAGUUUUGAUAAUUUCUUCCCCACGGUCCUGCAGCCAGUGGUGCGAGGAAUCUUAGGGCCACCACAUCGUUGCCUGGUGCGACUUGGAAUUUGUUCGCCUAGCCCUCGUCGCGUGCAUCUUGCACUCAGUCCUAGAGGUGUCACCAUUUCGAUGCCAGGCGUUGAGCCACAAGAUAUGGAGAGACGAAGACAAAUCGCGCUCAAAGCAUUGAGCGAGAGAUUAUCGAAGACUUCCGAGCAGACGCGACAAAAGAACCUUUCGACCAAAGUGAAUAUGGAUGCUGUGAGGAAAGUACAGUCACAGGUGAUACCGCAGUUCCCGGCUGACACUGCCACGUCAAGCCAGGCGGCCGCAGCCCCGCCCGAAGCCACGCUCGUUGACCUUACUGACCCCGUCCCGCCCACCACAAAACAAUCAUGA